AUGAAUUUGUCUGCAAAGGAAAAACGUGCUUUAGCAACUGCGCGCGAAUUAAUAAAGAAACUUGACAAUAAAAUUUUUCAUGUUUUUGAAGAUGGAGGAAGUCCUUAUGGUAUUAUUGGAAGUAAAAAAUUUAAGUAUGAAGAUGAUUUACCUGAACAAAUAACCGACGAAUUUGACAUGGAGUUUAAAUGCCAAGAAGAAUUUGCUGACUUCCUUUUGACACAAAUAGAAACCAAAGAAAGGAAAUUCAGUUUAGGGCAAUAUAAAAAAAUCUGA
Messenger RNA from Racocetra fulgida, 276 nucleotides. The record is from the annotation of a GenBank genome assembly. NCBI's taxonomy places the organism in Eukaryota, Fungi, Glomeromycota, Glomeromycetes, Diversisporales, Gigasporaceae.